AUGGGUACGCCACGGUCAAGCACGUCGAGCAACUUUACAGUAAUCAAGUCUCCCAAUGAAAACGUCUGGGGAGGCCUGACAGAUGUUGAGACAGCAUCUGUUGUGCACUGGCUGCUCCAACAACCCGAGCUUAACCUAACCGCUACCGAUGACGCCGGAGAGUGGGAUAAUACAAUUUCCCUUGUCGAACUGAUGCGUCCGAACAAGUCCGAUGUGCUGCAGUAUCUGGACCACGAUCAACCCCCUCCCACGCGUUAUGCACAUGUUGUGCUUGACGUACGUGCUACUCUCGACCCAUACUACGCCGAAAUACUGGUUGGACCUCUGCCAGUUACCAAUCAAUCUGCCACCACUUGGGUGCCACUUGAAUAUCCUUACACGCGCAAGACACAAGGCCGCAUACGCAAUCUUGACGCUGACCACGACACCAUUCACUCUGAAUGGCUAUACAAGAUCAGCGCUUCGAUAGUCGACAUCACUCUGGAACUCUUCAACGGCACAGCCUUAGGCCUAGACAAUGAUACCAUAAGAAACUCAGGGAUUAACCCCCUGUGGCAGGGUGAUGGUCGGACCAUCCGUUGGAAUACAUUUUGGAACCUCCCUGUUGACGACUUCGACGCCAGCAGCAUUCUUCCCCUGGGAUUAUUCUUCAAGUCCGACAUCACAGGCCGUGAUCCAUCCAAGUGGAAGCUCGAGGGCUGGCUCUACAAUAACAUAUUCUACGAAACCACCAACGCUUUUCGCAAGGCAUACUACUCCCCAGGCUUCGUCAAGCUCCUCUCCAAUGUCGAAGGCGACUGGGCACGAACAGACCAACAGGGGCCGAUCCUUCCAGAAGACCAAAAGCAGCCUUCAGUCAUGCUUGCCCCAUCAGGAGCACGGUACGCUCUCGACACCAACCAAAAAUACGUAACCUGGAUGGGCUUUUCCUUCUAUAUCGGCUUCUCCCGCGACACCGGUGUUUCCAUCUUCGACGUCCGCUACAAGGGACAGCGCAUUCUAUACGAGCUAGGUCUACAAGAAGCUCUGUCACACUAUGCAGGAAACGACCCCGUUCAAUCCAGUACCGCAUACCUAGACUCCUUCUACGGAUUCGGCCCAUACACAUUCGAGCUCGUCAAAGGCUACGACUGUCCAAUUUAUGCCACAUAUCUCAACACCUCCUUUUACAAGUCCGAAUCAACACACACCCACGUCGACAGUCUCUGUCUCUUCGAAUACGACACUGACUACCCCAUCCAGCGCCACACCACCCAAAGCUACGUGUCCAGCACCAAGAACAUCUACCUCACUCUCCGAUCCGUCUCCACCAUCGGCAACUAUGACUACACCAUCAGCUACACCUUCCACCUCGACGGCACCAUCGGCAUCGAAAUCCGCGCCUCAGGCUACAUCCAAGCCGCCCACUCCACCCACAACACCAACUACGGAUACCAAAUCCACUCUGCCCUCUCCGGCUCCAUGCACGACCACAUCCUCAACUUCAAAGCCGACUUCGACAUCCUCGGCACCGCUAACUCCAUCGAACUCACCUCGCUCGUUCCCAUCACCACCACCUACCCAUGGUCCAAUCCCAACAGACCCCGAAACACAAUGCACCUCUCCCGCCGCAUCCUCUCCUCUGAAACAGAAAGCCGUCUCAACUUUCCCCAAUCAGCAACAACAACAAUGCUCAGCAUCAUAAACCAAGACGCCCGCAACUCUUACAACGAAUACCGCGGCUACCGCGUCCUCCCAUCCUCACCCCUCUCCUCCGGACACUUAACAAUCAUAAACUCAAGCACCCUAAUCCACGCAGCCCACUGGUCCGAACACGACAUCCAAAUCACCCAACACCACGAUCACGAACCGCGGUCCGCGCACCCAUACAAUAACCAAGACGUAUAUAACCCCGUGAUCAACUUUAACGAGUUCUUCGAUGGCGAGGACCUCAAUCAGACGGAUCUGGUGGUCUGGGUUAAUUUGGCGAUGCAUCAUGUUCCUACUACCGGGGAUUUACCGAAUACGGUGAUGACCACUGCGGUGGCGGGGGUGAGGUUUGUGUCGGGUAAUUAUUUUAUGGGGGGUCAGAGUCGCGGGACGGUGAAUAUGGUUAGGGUUGGUUUUGGAGAUGAGGAUGUGGUGGAGGAGGUGGAGACGUUUGGGCAGGCCAGGGAGAUGGUGGAGGUUGUGGUGAGGCCGGUGGAGGAGGUGCUUUGGGGGUGA
Messenger RNA from Aspergillus costaricaensis CBS 115574, 2205 nucleotides. Its product is annotated as membrane copper amine oxidase. Bases 1 to 2205 code for a protein of 734 amino acids. Gene Ontology annotation, molecular function: quinone binding; primary methylamine oxidase activity; copper ion binding. NCBI's taxonomy places the organism in Eukaryota, Fungi, Ascomycota, Eurotiomycetes, Eurotiales, Aspergillaceae. The transcript is spliced from 4 exons. Gene Ontology annotation, cellular component: plasma membrane. Gene Ontology annotation, biological process: amine metabolic process. The record is from RefSeq and is a predicted model, not a curated record.